This is a messenger RNA of Carcharodon carcharias (great white shark), 1765 nucleotides long. Its product is annotated as zinc finger protein 3-like. Gene Ontology annotation, molecular function: DNA-binding transcription factor activity; RNA polymerase II cis-regulatory region sequence-specific DNA binding. The transcript has 2 exons. The coding region runs from base 230 to 1096 and encodes 288 amino acids. The record is from RefSeq and is a predicted model, not a curated record. Gene Ontology annotation, biological process: regulation of transcription by RNA polymerase II. NCBI's taxonomy places the organism in Eukaryota, Metazoa, Chordata, Chondrichthyes, Lamniformes, Lamnidae.
AGCUGGUCUCAGGAGGUCGCGUGAAAAUUCGCAGCGGGACAGAAACUGUCGGGUGACCGAGAGGGAUGGAGCCGGCUGGUGGUUUUGAUAGGAGAGCUUCACAAAACCCGGUGUAAGCCCCAAACCCCCAUUUCACAGAAGGGGAGGAUUUGCAGGUGGGAAACUGAAACCAAACAUCAUACCAGAGUCACUCAAUUCAUCAGGACCUGAAGAUCAUCGGCUUUCGAACAUGGAAGCAAAAAGUACCGUUCACACUGGGGCAAAACAGUGUAAAUGUGAGGACUGUGGGAAGAGAUUCAAUUACCCAUCUGAGCUGGAAAUUCAUCGGCGCAGUCACACUGGGGAGAGACCUUUCACCUGCUCUAUGUGUGGGAAGGGAUUCACUAGUUUCUCUUCCCUGCAGAAACACCAGCCGGUUCACACUGACGAGAGACCUUUUAAAUGCACUGACUGUGGAAAGAGCUUUAAAAGCCUAAAUGUACUAAGGAUGCACCAGCGCAUUCACACUGGGGGCAGGCCAUUCAGUUGCUCACAGUGUGGGAAGAGGUUCAGGGUAUCAUCUGAGCUGUUGAUGCACCAGCGAGUUCAUACUGACGAGAGACCUUUCAAAUGUGCAGACUGUGAGAAGUGCUAUAAAAGGUCAGAGGAACUGCGGCGCCAUCAACGUGUUCACACUGAUGAGAGACCGUUCAGAUGUUCUCAAUGUGGGACUGGGUUCAGGCGAUCAGCUGAUCUUAUUCGACAUCAGCGCAUUCACACUGGGGAGAAGCCUUUCACCUGCUCUGAAUGUGGGAAAGGAUUCACUCAGUUAUCCCAUCAGCUAAGGCACCAGCGAGUUCACACUGAAGAGAGACCUUUUAAAUGUCCAGAUUGUGGGAAGUGCUUUAAAAGUCCUGAGGAACUGCGGUACCAUCAACGUGUUCACACUGACAAGAGACCAUUCAGAUGCUCUCACUGUGGGACUGGGUUCAAGCAAUCAGGUGACCUCACUGUACACCAGCGCAUUCACACUGGGGAGAGGCCGUUCAUCUGCUCUGAGUGUGAGAAGGGAUUCACUUGUCUAUCCAACCUUAUGAGACAUCGGCAAGUUCAUUAAUGACAGCAGGGGUUAGAUUCUGCUGUUAUUGCUGCUGUUAAUCAAGACUGUGACUGUACUGUGUUUAUUCUGAUAGCUGGGAUUUAUUCCUGAGGUCAUUUACCCUUCCCAUUAGACUUAGCCUGUACCCUAUACCAUCUCUCAUCCAUGCGUGAAUAGAUUAUUAUGUCUGCAAGCCUUUUUUAAAAUUUAAAUCCAUUCAUAAACUGUAUUGAACUAAAGACGAACAACAAACAGAUCACCGUCCAAUCCUGCAGCUCUAUGUUGACAUGAGAAAGUCUUUUCUGUAACUCAAGAAUGAGAUUCGGUAAGCUGUGAAUCACAAGUAGGCUUGUGUCAUUUGAGAGAUGGGCUGUUCAAAGCUGUUAACUUGUUAGAUAUUUAAGGAAUUACUCUGAAAGAAAACUCACCAAUUUAUAACCUCAGAACCUGCUCCCUGCUGUAAUUAAUACGCAGCAUCCAUUUGUGCUGAUUUUCAGUGAAUCACUGAAUAUCCUGUUGAAUCUUUGUUCCUUGUUUUGUGAAAUAGCUCUCCCCAUUAGUGAUGAACUGCCAGAUAACUCUGAUUACAUUUAGACAUGUCUAGAAAGGGUCUGUGUGCCCACAUUUCACUGUAAUUUGUAAACAAUAAACAAUGUUUAUGGCUUGACUUGUAGUCUGGUAUCCGGG